Lasiosphaeria miniovina is the source of this 789-nucleotide messenger RNA. RefSeq lists its product as uncharacterized. Gene Ontology annotation, biological process: L-tryptophan biosynthetic process; L-histidine biosynthetic process. Gene Ontology annotation, molecular function: 1-(5-phosphoribosyl)-5-[(5-phosphoribosylamino)methylideneamino]imidazole-4-carboxamide isomerase activity. The record is from RefSeq and is a predicted model, not a curated record. The transcript has 2 exons. Gene Ontology annotation, cellular component: cytoplasm. Lineage: Eukaryota; Fungi; Ascomycota; Sordariomycetes; Sordariales; Lasiosphaeriaceae. Bases 1 to 789 code for a protein of 262 amino acids.
AUGACUCGGUUCCGGCCGUGCAUCGAUCUGCACGCGGGAGAGGUCAAGCAGAUUGUGGGGGGCACGCUCGACAGCAAGACGACGGCCCUGCAGACCAACUUCGUCUCGCCGCAUCCUCCCGCCCACUUUGCCCGCCUGUACCGCGAGAAUGCCUUAGUCGACGCCCACGUCAUCAAGCUCGGCCCCGGCAACGACGACGUUGCCCGCGCGGCCCUCCGAGAAUGGCCCGACCACUUGCAGAUCGGCGGCGGCAUCAACGACACCAAUGCCAGGGAGUGGAUCGACGCCGGCGCCUACAAGGUCAUCAUCACCUCGUUUCUCUUCCCCGCCGGCAUUUUUAGCCAGCCCCGGCUCGAUGCCGUGCUGGCCGCCCUCGACGGCGACUGCUCCAGGCUGGUCAUUGACCUAAGCUGCCGCCGCCGCGGCGGCACGUGGUUCGUCGCCAUGGACAAAUGGCAGACCAUUACCGACAUGGAAGUGAGCGAGGAAUCCAUCAAGCGUUUAGAGCCGUACUGCUCCGAGUUCCUUAUCCACGCCGCCGACAAUGAGGGCCUGCAGCGUGGCAUCGACGAGCAGCUCGUCGAGCGCCUGGCCGCGUGGUGCACCAUCCCCGUGACCUACGCUGGCGGUGGCCGCAACCUGGAUGACCUCGAGACGGUGAAGCGCCUGAGCGGCGGCAAGGUCGACCUAACGAUUGGCAGCGCCCUGGACUGCUUCGGCGGCAGUGGCGUGACCUUGGCCGAGUGCGUCAAGUGGAAUAACAACCAGGAGCAAGGAAAGCCCACCUAG